This is a messenger RNA of Adineta ricciae, 999 nucleotides long. NCBI's taxonomy places the organism in Eukaryota, Metazoa, Rotifera, Eurotatoria, Adinetida, Adinetidae. The record is from the annotation of a GenBank genome assembly.
AUGGUUACAAUGCAGUCAAGUAUGAUUGUUACGUUGGUUGGUAUUGUUUGUUGUGCAUGGUUCAUCGAACGAAGCUAUGCAUAUCCAAGGAACAGUGAUGAGGUGGAUUGCAGCCAAUUUACUGAUGAUAGAGACGUUAUUCGUCAAUUUCCAUUUCCAAUCGCCGAAUAUGAAGGAGAAUCAUUUUUGGAACAUAGUGUAGUAUCCAUAGACGAAGAUACUAAUAUGGCCAGUUCAAUUUUUUUCUACAAAGAAGAAAUAGUUCCACCGAGUGUGUACUGUUUAUCACAACUGUCAAUAUUGUCCAUCAGCAGAACACCAUUUCCGAAGGGUAAUGUACAGAUGAUAUUUGUAAAAAUGUGCAGUGUGAUUGAAUGCGGUUUUGCGCCAUUAAUAGGUAUCAUUCCUGACACGUUGCUAAAGCUCAAGAAUCUGACUUAUUUUUCUGUGUCGAGCACGAAAAUUGUGAAAGGAUUUGAAAAGCUAACAAAACUUCCAAAACUGGAAACGCUUGUGUUGGAUAAUUGUUCACUGACAUCUCUUCCGAAUCUGAACAAUCUGCCGAACUUAGGUGCACUCCUCGUGGAAAACAAUAACUUGACUGACAUUUUUGACAUUCCUGGCGUUCAAUAUCUAGACCUUAAUGGCAACCAAUUGAAAAAUAUACCGAUGACAAGAGAUCCCGAUCGAUUAAUCGGACUCGGUAUGAGCGGAAAUCCUUUGUCAAGUGCUGCAACAAUAAUGUUGUACAAGAAUUUGGAAGAUAUUAAUUUGUCUGGCACGGGAAUCUAUUCAAUUCCAGCGACAAUUGAUAGACUGAGAAAUGUGACCAGACUUGAAUUAUCUGACAAUAAUCUGACACAUUUGCCAACGAAUAUUCGUAAUCUCCGUCAACUAGAACUGUUGGAUAUCAAAAAUAAUCUUCUAUCAAAGCGAAAUAUUGAAUCAAUUCGGCUAUCGUUCGAGAAAUCGCAUCCGGAGUUGCAAAUAAAAUAUUGA